Auxenochlorella protothecoides is the source of this 1761-nucleotide messenger RNA. RefSeq names its product Small RNA degrading nuclease 5. Gene Ontology annotation, cellular component: nucleus. The record is from RefSeq and is a predicted model, not a curated record. Bases 1 to 1761 code for a protein of 586 amino acids. Gene Ontology annotation, molecular function: nucleic acid binding; exonuclease activity. The transcript has 5 exons. Lineage: Eukaryota; Viridiplantae; Chlorophyta; Trebouxiophyceae; Chlorellales; Chlorellaceae.
AUGCGCAUGUGUAACCAGUGCACCUCCUCGCAGGUGUUCAUUUCGGAGGGCGCCCGCAUCCCCCUGCGACCGGCGCGCAAGAAGCUUUGGGCGGUGAACGUCCCGGCCGCAGGUGGGACCCUCCUGCGCCACCAGGCGGGGGCGACACACAUCCUGCUGGGGGAUGAGCCCUUCAACAGGAUCUGCAAGAAGCUGGAGUCCCAGGCAGGCGUGGCCCCUGCCCUGGUGCACUACAACUGGCUGUCCCAGACGCUGAGGCUGGGGUGCCGCCAGAACGAGGACGACUACGCGCCCCCUGCUUUACUGGCACACAGGGAGUCUGCCGGCUCCACUCCGGUGCCCAGCCUGAGCGUUCACGAGGGCGGACCGCCCUCGACGGUGCUGCUGCUGUGCCUGCCCGGCAUCGGCUGGGCGCAGCGUGACGCAGUCCUGGAGGCCCUGCAACCGUCCACCCCAUUGUCCGUGAUGCAGCUGCACUCCGGGGCACGGCUGGAGGUCCCAUCGCAGACCCUGGCCAACCUGGUCACCGUCGCCCGCCCCAAGCGUGGGCGUGAGGGAGAGGACGGCCAAGUCUCUGCCCCCGGCCCCCGCCCACUCGAGUUCUACGCCGCCACCGCCCGCCAGAUGGCGGCUGCAGGGUAUCCGGGGUGCGAGGAAAGCGGGGCCACACAUGUCCCGGAGGGCUAUGCCUCCACCGCCGACUUCCCGAGUGAGCUGGUCUGGUGGAUUCGGGCCUGGGCAGGAGCGUUCAGCACACACCCUUGCCCGCCACCCAUCACUUCAUCACCCUCCAUCGCCCCCCCUCCCCUCCCCCCCCCUCUCUCAGAGCUGCCCGGGCAGGCUUCCCUCGUGGCGGUGGACUGCGAGAUGUGCAUCACGGCCCGCGGCCUGGAGCUGACGCGCGUGACGCUGCUGCACGGCGACGACGAGCGGGUCCUGCUGGACGAGCUGGUGGUGCCGGACGUCCCCAUCCUGGACUACAACACCCAGUACAGCGGCAUCACGGCGGAGAUGCUGGAGGGGGUGACGACGCGCGUGGCGGACGUGUGGCGCGCUCUGCGCCCCCACCUGGGCCCCCAGACCUGGCUGGUGGGACACACACUGGAGAACGACCUGCGUGCGCUGCGGCUGGUGCACGCGCGCUGCCUGGACACGGCGCUGCUCUUCCCACGCCCGCGCGGGCCGGCGCACCGACCCUCCCUCCGCCACCUGGCCAGCCAGCACCUGCGCGCCGCCAUCCAGGCCGGCGCGCACGACUCGCGCGAGGACGCGGCGGCCGCGCUGCGCCUGCUGCGCCUCAAGACGGAUGCGGGGCCCACGCUGGGCGUGCUGGCGCGCGCCGGCCCCGCCCACGCUCACCUGCUGGAUCACUUUGUCUUCGCCUCACUCAGCGACGUGGCCGAGCGGCAGGAGCGCGAGGCGCGCGCCCUGGACUUCUCGGACAGGGAGGGCUGCGCCACGGCUUGUGCUGCCGCCGCGGCGGGGGGCGUGGAGCCGCUGGUCCAGGAGACGGCGCGCCGCGUGGCGGCGGUGGUGCGGGCCCUCCCCCCGCAAACCCUCUGCCUGCUCCUGAGUGGGGCGGGGAACACGGUCCUGUGCAGGACGCUGUACGGCGACUCGCUGCGGGCCCGCAAGGACUGCCAGGGCGCGGGGCUGACCGCGCAGCGUGCCGCGGCGGCGGCAGACCCGGCCAUCGAGCGUCUGGCGGCGACGGCGAGCAGGGGCUUCUGCGCCCUGCUGACCACCCCGAACGCGGAGUGA